Pocillopora verrucosa is the source of this 2790-nucleotide messenger RNA. RefSeq names its product N-acetyltransferase 8. The record is from RefSeq and is a predicted model, not a curated record. Lineage: Eukaryota; Metazoa; Cnidaria; Anthozoa; Scleractinia; Pocilloporidae. Gene Ontology annotation, molecular function: N-acetyltransferase activity.
GGUUGACACGCAUAUGAGUUAGUAUAAUUAAACGUGAAUUCUGGGAUCAUUUUGGGGAAACGACGAAACAUCAGGCUGUGAAGGCGCAAGGCAACGAGCGGUUCUGAUUCGCACGAAUCUGAAGGACUUCGUUCUCUUCGUGAGGUUGCCACUAACUGUUUACCUAUUCUUCAAGUACUUUGGCAAUGAGUUGCACGUGGAACCGACCAGACCUACCGGUGGUGGCCCACGAACCCUACCCUUUUGUUUUCGUGUGUGUUAAUCAAUUUCCCUUCUAAUUUGGUAUGUCGUGUUAGACAGACAGGGGGAACAGCUUAGUGUCAGCGCCCCAAUGUCGCGACAAUCACAGUUUUCAGCGGUCACGGAAGACUACGCUGUUGACUGUAGCUCCGUUUUUUGAUACAUGUAUGUACAGGAAAGGUUUUACCCUCGUAUAUACCUAUCUCGAACUUUUGGGGCUAAGAUGCAUAGCUCUGACUGUCUGCAGGAGUACCAAGACUUCCUAACCUUAUUCAUACUGGUAAGAUGAAUGCAAAGCAACAAAAUUUCGAUGUGAUUGGAGGUGGUAACGAAGUCUUAGUAAGGGAAUUCAAAAACCAAGACCUUCACGACUGCCAAGAGAUUUUCACCCAAGGAAUGGAGCAGUUGAUCAGCCUAAUAGUGCGUAAUGUUUUCCCAAAAUAUCUUUGGAUUUUAUCGGCUUGGGGCAUACUUGUUUUCGUUCUCGUCAUCAAAUUCCAAUGGACUGCAAACAUCUUCUUUCUUCUUGUAAUUACUUGUGUCUUUUUUGCUGCCUGGUUGUAUCUUAUUCUGUAUAUUGAAUGCUGGAAGUUCAUCGAUUCCUGUUUAGCAACGGACUUAAAGGAUAUUGGAAAAUCCUACAUGUCCAGUGAAAAAUGUCGCAUGUGGGUGGCUGAGUGGAAUGGUAAAGUUGUGGGAAUGGUUGGACUUAUUCACAAGGAAAGUCACAAACCAGAAGUGGCAGAACUUCAGAGGAUGUCUGUGUCACCAGCCUGUAGAAGAAUGGGAAUUGCUAAGAAACUGCUCGACGAACUGAUCAAAUUCGCAAAGGAUCAGCAACUCCAGAAGCUUGUGCUUACCACCACCAGUGCACAAACACCAGCCAUUCGACUGUACAAGAAAUACGGCUUCCAACUCAGAACCUCUAUUCCUUAUCCUAAAACGCUUCUUGGCGAUUUGCAAUACUAUCACUUUGAACUCGUGUUAUGACAUUAGCUGCUUUUCCCUUUUCUCUCUACAAAAGAUUCAAAUCCUCCUCAUAAUCAGUAAUUUGGUGAAUUAUCUUCCUUAAACUUUAAAGAAAAAGAUUUUUAAGGUAGCGGGUAAACCAGACCUUUGUGAGGGACAUUUAAACCUUCCCCUCAUGAUGAGAAACGUUGCAUCACGUAGACAAGAGCUAUGCCCGUUGGACAUCAUGACUGUUUAAUUCAAUAUGAAGGCCAAAAGAUAUAUUCUCAGCUAUUGCGACUGCUCUUGCAGAUGGGAUUAUUUUGGGAAGAAAAAUGUUCAUGGAGUUUCUCUUGUCUACUAAAAUUUGCUUAACUCUAAUUACCUUGACUUUCUAAUAUAUCACAUUCUAACUUCACCAUUGCAAUUAUCACGUUUCAACAAGUUUUAAACGAUUAUAGAGUUGGAUUACAGUCGGUUUGGUUUCCUCCCCACCAUUUGUUCGAGAUGAAGCUUUUGGUGUUCUCCUCUCGCUCAAAUAUGACAUGGAUGGCUUGAUAGAAGUUGUCGUAUACGCAGAUAAGUUGGCAUUAGUAAGUAAAUGUUACAGGUCUUCUUGGCAAGUAGUCAUGAGACAGGAAAGACGCUAAGUCACCGAUUGCCACAAAUUGACCACAAAUUUGACCAAAUUCAUGAAUUCGCCAUUGUCAUUCGUUUCAAUAAUCCCCUCAGAAGAAAAAAAUGGUAAAACAUUAAACACAGACCAAAAAUCAAAAAAAUGAAACAGAAAAAAAGCAGGGUACAAAGAGGAAAAAAGAUAAGCAAACGAAAAACAAAUCCCUUACACAUUACUUUUGACCUCUUUCACAUUUUAUAACAUGACUACAAGAUAUCGUUGAAACGUGUAUUCGUUUACGAAAGUCUUGACUACCGUAAAAUUGGCUCCUUUAAGAUUUAGACUGCUAAUGUGGAAACACAGUUGGGUAAUUGCUUUGUUAUUGCUUCGAAAUAGAAGCUUCACCAUACCUAUGAUAGGUGCAUAAUCUUGACUACCUUGCUGGGAUAUCAGAUUUUAUCCUUGUUGAUACACGAUGCAAAUUUUGCUGUGCCAUGUUAGUGUAAAUUUGCGUUGUAAGUACUAAAAAGAUUUAUCGACAUGUAUUUAUGUGUCCACUUUUUAAUUGUAAAGCGGAAAUAAUCAUACUAGGUUUUAGUUAGUCAACGUGAUAAAUAUUAAUUUCACGGGCCUAAAGAAGACUAACAGCAUGCAGUCGAAAUGUCGCGAUCCACAUCCGAAGUGACAACAUCGUGAGACAAACGAUCACAUUUCCCUUUUGAAAUAAUGACACUAUUUCUAUGGCGUGGGAUAUCUCUGGUACUAUUAGUUGGAUAAUUAUAGCACAGAGUGUGUUAUUAUAAGACAAGGUAUCAUUUAUCCUCUCUUGCAUUGGAUGUUAAAAUUAGAAAAAGCUUUCUGAGGGGAGGGUUUGCAAGUACUAAAUUAAUUUGUCUUUUUUUGAGAAAUUUAUUCAACAACAACAGAAAAAACAUUUUAACACUUUCUUAAGGUUUGUAAAUUGAUUGUUUGCGCAGUAAAGAUCA